Messenger RNA from Colossoma macropomum (tambaqui), 6504 nucleotides. RefSeq names its product calcium channel, voltage-dependent, T type, alpha 1H subunit b (gene cacna1hb). Gene Ontology annotation, cellular component: neuron projection; voltage-gated calcium channel complex; voltage-gated sodium channel complex. The record is from RefSeq and is a predicted model, not a curated record. Bases 1 to 6504 code for a protein of 2167 amino acids. Gene Ontology annotation, biological process: sodium ion transmembrane transport; calcium ion transmembrane transport; calcium ion import. The transcript has 33 exons. Gene Ontology annotation, molecular function: voltage-gated sodium channel activity; low voltage-gated calcium channel activity. Lineage: Eukaryota; Metazoa; Chordata; Actinopteri; Characiformes; Serrasalmidae.
AUGCUGGUGAUUUUGCUCAACUGCGUCACCCUCGGCAUGUUCCAGCCCUGCCAGGACCUGGAGUGCCACUCGGACAGAUGCAGCAUUCUGCAGGCGUUUGACGACUUCAUCUUUGCAUUCUUUGCUGUGGAGAUGGUGGUUAAGAUGGUGGCUCUGGGGGUGUUUGGACCAAAGUGUUACCUUGGUGACACGUGGAACCGCCUGGACCUCUUUAUCGUCAUGGCAGGGAUGUUGGAGUACUCUCUCGAUGGACACAACGUCAGUUUCUCUGCGAUCCGAACCGUCCGGGUUCUCAGACCACUUCGAGCCAUCAACAGAGUACCUAGCAUGCGUAUUUUGGUCACCUUGCUAUUGGACACAUUACCAAUGCUGGGAAACGUUUUGCUGCUGUGUUUCUUCGUAUUCUUCAUCUUUGGGAUUGUCGGUGUACAGCUAUGGGCGGGGCUACUCAGGAACCGAUGUUUCCUGGAUGACGACGUGAGGAUGAUGUACAACCUCUCUCAGUCUCUGAGCCCUUAUUACAGAUCAGAAGACUCCGACGACAUCCCCUUUAUCUGUUCAACCAAUCGGGAGAACGGAAUGCUGCGGUGCUCGGGCGUUCCGCCCCGCAGAGUGGGAGGGGUCUACUGCCAGCUCAGCGCUGACAAUAUCACAGACCACACCCCUCAAGAGACCGCCCAAAAUGGGUGUGUCAACUGGAACGCAUAUUAUAACAACUGCAAAGCAAGCGAGCACAAUCCACACAAUGGCGCCAUCAACUUUGACAACAUAGGAUAUGCUUGGAUUGCCAUCUUUCAGGUCAUCACUUUAGAGGGAUGGGUGGAUAUCAUGUACUAUGUCAUGGACGCACAUUCCUUUUACAACUUCAUCUAUUUCAUCUUCCUCAUCAUUGUGGGCUCCUUCUUCAUGAUCAACCUGUGCCUGGUCGUCAUAGCAACUCAGUUUUCGGAAACGAAGCAGCGCGAGAACCAGCUGAUGCGGGAGCAGCGGGCUCGCUUCCGCAGCAACGAGUCGACGCUUGCUAGCUUGACCGAGCCUGGCUCCUGCUACGAAGAAAUGAUCAAGUACCUGAGCCACCUCUGCCGCAAGCUCGGCCGGCAGGUCAGCCGCGUCUACGGCAGGAUACGGCCGUGCCGGCGGACCAAGAGCUCCAGCCCCAGGACCUCAGCGGCAGGAGGGGGCUCCAACAGACACUGGAGCAGCAAGGAGAAAUUUGACCUGACCCGACACCUUAUACACCACCAUCACCACCGGCACCACUGCAACGGCAUGGACGUCGGGACAUUGGAAAUGAAGGCCCUUCAGUUGGGUGGUGAAGGUCAGACCCUCAAACAGACUCCCCCUCUCUCCCUUGCUUUACCCAGCGUAAAGGGUUUGAACUACCCCACCAUCCUGCCCUCUGCACUUUUCACACACUCACGCACAAACCCCGGCUGCGCAAGCGGGGUCAAGACCCCUGCGGCCAGCCACUCACAACACGGCAGGACAGUCCACAGUGGGUUCCACGAGACCUACAACAAAGUGCAGCAUGGUCUGUACCCAGAUGUGUGCUCCAGUGCGUGCGUGGAAGGCGGCGCUGGUCUGGCACCUGGUGAGUUUUCUCCGUGCCCGAUUUGCGCCCCCGAGGGUAGCGGUGUGACCUGCGACUCCGAAAGCGACUCGGACACGGAGAAGCGGAGCUCCAGGGGCGCGGAAGUGAAAAAAUUCAGCUGGGAUGCGGAGCUGAGGGAGAAACCGACUGAGAACUGCUUCGGCGUUUGUGUGCGCUGUGCCAGAGCGGUACUGAAGAGAAUCGUGGACAGCAAGUACUUCAACAGGGGGAUAAUGUUUGCUAUCCUCAUCAAUACACUCAGCAUGGGAGUGGAAUACCACGAACAGCCGGCUGAGCUGACAGAUGUGUUGGAGAUCAGUAAUAUAGUCUUCACCAGCCUGUUUGCCCUAGAGAUGCUGCUGAAGCUGCUGGCCUGCGGUCUAUUUGGCUACAUCAGCAACCCCUACAACAUUUUUGAUUUGAUCAUUGUUAUCAUCAGCGUGUGGGAGAUCAUCGGGCAGGCUGACGGAGGUUUAUCGGUUCUGCGGACGUUCCGUCUCCUGAGGGUUCUGAAACUGGUGCGCUUCAUGCCGGCCCUGCGCAGACAGCUGGUGGUCCUGAUGAAGACCAUGGACAACGUGGCCACUUUCUGCAUGCUGCUCAUGCUCUUCAUCUUCAUCUUCAGUAUCCUGGGGAUGCAUCUGUUUGGGUGUAAGUUCACUCUCCGCUUGGAGAAUGGGGACACGGUCUCUGAUAGGAAGAACUUCGACUCGCUCCUCUGGGCCAUUGUCACCGUGUUCCAGAUAUUGACACAGGAGGACUGGAACGUGGUGUUAUAUAACGGCAUGGCCUCCACGUCUCCAUGGGCAGCCCUGUACUUCGUGGCUCUGAUGACCUUCGGCAAUUAUGUCCUCUUCAACCUGUUGGUGGCCAUUUUGGUGGAGGGCUUCCAGGCUGAGGGAGAUGCUAGCAGGUCAGAGAGUGAAGAUGAUGUUCUAUCCUCUGACUUUGAUGACGAGGACAAAUUGAGAGAACUGUUAAGCUCAGGGACGGACGUGAAAAUGCAGACACUGAUGCCGAUCUCUAACGGUCAUCUGGAGCCCAGAGCAGCGAUGCCCCCCCACAACACACACAUACACCCCAGCGCCACGCCCAGGACUGAAAUCUCCCACAUCGACAUGCAAUCACGACGCAGCAGCAACGCCUCCAACGAGCACCACGACCAGAGAUCGCUGUCCAGUCUCUGGGGAAGCCGCCGCUCCAGCUGGAACAGCCUAGGCCACGCCCCCAGUCUCAAGAGGCGUGGCCAGUCAGGAGAGCGCGAGUCACUCCUGUCAGGUGAGGGCCGGGACAGCUUAGAUGACGACCAGUCAGAGGAGGGGAAGUCCAGCAGGACGGGCAGCCUGGGCGGAGUUUCGCGUCUGGGGUCGUUCGAUAUGCCAGAGCUGCUGCAGGUUCCGCCCCUGUCCCGCCCCUACGUGGAGUGCAACGGCAGAGUGGAUGGGUCCUAUCCUUCUUCUCCAUACAGGCCUCAGCAACAGCUCUCACAUACACACACAGAGGAAGACGAGGAAUUGGAAGAGAGCUGGUGUCUGAUGUUGAAGAGGAUAUUGGAGCCAUAUAAACCCCAGUGGUGCAGAGAUCACGAAGAUUGGUCACUUUAUCUGUUCUCACCUCAAAACGAGUUCCGUGUGCGUUGUCAGAAGGUCAUCACUCAUAAGAUGUUUGAUCACAUUGUCCUGAUCUUCAUCUUCCUCAACUGCAUCACCAUCGCACUAGAGAGACCUGACAUCCAGCCCUACAGCAUGGAGCGUGUCUUCCUCAGCGUGUCUAACUACAUCUUCACUGUGAUCUUCAUAGCUGAGAUGACUGUUAAGGUGGUGGCGAUGGGGAUGUAUGUGGGUCCAGGCUCGUAUCUGCAGAGCAGCUGGAAUGUUCUAGAUGGGCUGCUGGUCUUCGUGUCUAUAGUGGACAUUCUGGUGUCGCUGGCCUCAUCUGGAGGGAACCGCAUUUUGGGAAUCCUGCGCGUGCUGCGUCUCCUCAGAACACUGAGACCUCUCAGAGUUAUAAGCAGAGCUCCAGGACUGAAGCUGGUGGUUGAAACACUGAUAACGUCUCUCCGCCCAAUCGGAAACAUCGUGCUGAUCUGCUGCGCUUUCUUCAUCGUGUUUGGCAUACUGGGGGUCCAGCUCUUUAAGGGAAAGUUUUAUCACUGCGAAGGCUUCGACACCAAAAACAUCACCAACAAGUCGGAGUGUCUGCAAGCGCACUAUCGAUGGGUACGCAGAAAAUACAACUUUGACAAUCUGGGCCAGGCACUGAUGUCACUGUUUGUCCUUUCGUCUAAAGACGGCUGGGUCAACAUCAUGUAUGACGGGUUAGACGCAGUGGCCGUGGACCAACAGCCCAUAAGGAACCAUAACCCCUGGAUGCUGCUGUACUUCAUUUCCUUCCUGCUGAUUGUCAGUUUUUUUGUGCUGAACAUGUUCGUGGGCGUGGUGGUGGAGAACUUCCACAAGUGCCGGCAGGACCAGGAGGAGGAGGAGGCGCGGCUGAGGGAGGAGAAGAGGCAGAGACGCCUGGAGAAGAGGCGCAGGAAGGCCCUUCAGAGACCAUAUUAUGCUGACUACUCUCCCGCUCGUCUCUACAUCCACACUCUCUGCACCAACCACUACCUGGACCUCUUCAUCACCGUUAUCAUCGGCAUCAACGUCCUCACCAUGUCCAUGGAGCACUACAACCAGCCCAAGCGUCUAGAAGAAGCCCUGAAAUACUUCAACUACGGCUUCACGCUGGUCUUUGUGAUUGAGGCCAUCCUGAAACUGGUCGCCUUCGGCUUCAGGAGGUUUUUCAAAGAGAGGUGGAAUCAGCUGGACUUGGCCAUUGUUCUGCUGUCUGUUAUGGGCAUUACCCUUGAGGAGAUUGACCUGAAUGCCUCAUUACCCAUUAACCCAACCAUCAUUCGCAUCAUGAGAGUACUUCGCAUUGCCAGAGUGUUGAAGCUGCUGAAGAUGGCCACAGGAAUGAGAGCAUUGUUGGACACGGUAGUCCAGGCUUUACCCCAGGUUGGGAAUCUGGGUCUCCUCUUCAUGCUGCUCUUCUUCAUUUAUGCCGCUCUGGGAGUGGAGCUCUUUGGAAAACUCGAAUGCUCAGAGGAGAAUCCGUGCGAAGGUUUGAGCAGACACGCUACGUUUGAGAACUUCGGCAUGGCGUUCCUCACCUUGUUCCGAGUCUCUACCGGAGACAACUGGAACGGAAUCAUGAAGGACACUCUGCGGGAGUGUAAGAGCGGAGACCGCUGCUUGAGUUACCUGCCGCUGGUGUCCCCGCUGUACUUUGUGACGUUCGUCCUGGUGGCUCAGUUCGUGCUGGUGAACGUGGUGGUGGCUGUGCUCAUGAAGCAUCUAGAAGAAAGCAACAAAGAGGCGGAGGCAGAGGCAGAGAUGGAGGCGGAACUGCUGGAGGAGCUGCAGGCAGGUCGGCGGCAGAGCACUGCCUCUGUGGGCGGAGUUUCUGGGCCAGAGAGUAAAGCUGUGGCCGUAGGUUCACAGUGUCCUGCACCUGAACAGCGAGAUGACCCUCACAAUGGCAACCUGCUCUCGGUUGGGAAGACUUCCAUAUCAAGGAUGCUGUCUUUGCCCAAUGACAGCUACAUGUUCUACCCCAUUAAGCCUGGACACAGGGCCGCUGAUCAACCCAUCUCCAAACAGCAGUCCAUUGACCGGAGUACUCUAGCAGGCUCUUCUCUCUCGGUGAGCUCUCAGCCGUGUGAACGGGGAUCCCUACUACAGGAUCCAAGGGCAAAACCACAAACAGCCUCUAUCUCUCACUUAGAGUCACUACCCCAGCAUCGCACCAGUAGACACAACUCCCUCAGGAUGCUUCAAAGACAGGAGGCAAUAAAGAGCGAUUCUGUUGAUUCGGCCCACCCCGGCUCCAGAGACAACCUACUUUUGCACUGCUCCGACGACCUUCUGCAUCUCAAAGUGCCCAGCAUUCCCCUGACGGGAGGCUCCGCCCCCUGCACUCCUCAGGCCACGCCCCCUCUCCUCCCUCGCAGCCGGACAGCCAGCGUACAAACGAGCAGACAAGUGUACAGCCAGCGCAGCAUUCCCAGCCGCAAGCCUGCGCACAGCCAACCAACACAAACGCUAACUAUAGACAUGCAUGCGCUAUCCAACACUGACGAGGCUGACGAAGAGGUGCGGCGAAUCAUAUCCUCCGUGCACAGGAAAGACUCCCCCCAGCGGAUCAAACGUAGCCACACCUUAUCCCCUUAUGUCGCAGCCCCUAGCCAAUCACAGAACUCACAGCAGAGUGACAGGGGAGCGCACCAGCAGGGCUCUAGAGGCGGUAACCUGAGGAAAUACUACAGCGUGGACGCGCACGGCCUCCUCACCCAGCCCAGCUGCCCUCGCCGGCACUCGACGCACGGCGAGGAGUUUCAGCAGCAGCCAGCGGCUGAGCAAAGUAGGCCGUCCUGUCAAAUGCGCGGCAGAUCGGCAUCUCCGGCGCCCCGAAAGGAGAAAAUGAGUCCGCCUUGCAUUUCUAUAGACCCGCCCACUGACUCGGAGAUUCCCUCUCCUCCAACCUCCAAUAAGGAGAGCAGCACAGUCCUGAGGAGGCGGGCGCCGUCGUUUGAGUCGGCCCUCACGCAGGAGUCUUUGGAUCUUCCUGAUAGUCCACCAGUCACAAAGCCCCUCCCACCACUAGAACCUCAUUCGGAACCUCGUUCGUCAGGCCGCCUGCCCCUCCCCCAGUUUUCUUUCGACCAAUCGGACGUGAGCUCCCUGAGCAGUCUGUCGGAGCUGCUAUCGGACAGCGACCAGUCCUCACACUCCUUCCCUCUCGAGGCCCAGUCCGAGAGCGUGGGCCCUGUCGGGAGCGGUGUGGCUCGUAGCUCUUUCAGGAAGAGGGGGCUGGUCAGAAUGCUCAGCUCUAGGGAUUCAGCAAACCCAGAUUCUGUUGCCUAG